Molecule: messenger RNA, 1779 nt
Organism: Capronia coronata CBS 617.96
Lineage: Eukaryota; Fungi; Ascomycota; Eurotiomycetes; Chaetothyriales; Herpotrichiellaceae
Exons: 3
Coding region: 1-1779 (592 amino acids)
Biological process (GO): mitochondrial lysyl-tRNA aminoacylation
Cellular component (GO): mitochondrion; cytoplasm
Molecular function (GO): lysine-tRNA ligase activity; ATP binding; tRNA binding
Source: RefSeq, a predicted model, not a curated record
AUGGCACAUACGGCCAUGGAACUGUCUACCAUUGACAAGAGAGCGGGGUUUACGACGGUACCCCCAAGAGCCGGACAUGCACAUGUUGCAGAUGCUGCUGCGCAAUAUUCAAGUAAAGAAGUACGGGAGCGGGUGGAGGAAUUGACGUCCUCAACUACCUCGCUUUAUCCACGAUACAAACGCAACCCCCAAGCACGAAGUAUCAGGUCGCUUUAUCAGGAGGUCGAGGCCGACGAGAGCGAGCGUCCUACAUCCGGCUCGCAAUCAGCCGAAGGUAAGACUGGCCGAGUCGAGUCAAAUGACGCUGCAUCUGGUCUAACAACAACAGUGUUUGGAAGGAUAGCGUCGAUACGAACCAGCGGAUCCAAACUGGCAUUUCUAGACAUUGUCGAGGACCAACUGAGGCUCCAGGUCGUGCUCUCAUACUCGGCUCUCGAAUCCUCUGGCGUGUCUCUGGAUGAUUUCAAGCAUAGUUGUCGGCUCAUCCGGCGCGGAGACUAUAUCUCAUUGAAUGGAGGACAACCGUACCGAGCCAAAAAUGGCCAAGUCUCCAUCAAAGCGUCGAGCUUGCCAGUGAUUCAAUCGCCAUGCCUCCAACGUUUCCCUGUUGAGCAACGCGGAUUCGCGACGAGUCCUCUCUCUGAGACCAAUUACCAGCCUCGACAUGUCGAGAUGCUGACGGAUCCAGAGGUCAUUGAGACUCUGAAAGCCCGAUCCACGCUUCUUCGCACCAUGCGCACUUUCUUCGAAACCCGAUCGUUCGUAGAAGUGAGCACGCCUAUCCUGACCGCCCUGGCUGGAGGAGCAACUGCCAAACCAUUUGAGACUGCUGCGACCGAGUUCCCUAACCGGAAAUUGAGCUUGCGCAUCGCCCCGGAGUUAUGGCUGAAGCGACUGAUCGUCGGCGGGAUGGAACGCAUCUUUGAGAUCGGACCGUCCUUCCGAAACGAAGGACUCGAUAAAACGCACAAUCCCGAAUUCACCACUUGCGAGUUCUACGCCGUCCGUCACGAUCUGCCACAACUGAUGGACUACACUAAGCAACUGCUCAGUGAGAUCGCAAUAGCAAUCGAAGCCUUGCCGCAUCAACAGCCGCCCGAGGUCGCCAACCUGCUCCAGUCCGUCCGGGAGCCUUACCAAGAAUUCGACUUCAUCCCCACGCUGAACUCGGCGUUAGGCGUUGAGCUGCCGGACCUCUCAUCUCCCGAAGCUCCGAGACAACUUCUCCAGAUCUUCGAAUCCAAGGAUCUUCCGCUCCCAAGCAACCCGACUGUCCCUCGGCUCAUGGAUAAGCUCUCUUCCAUCUACAUUGAACCACGCUCCAUGGACCGUCCGACCUGGAUAGUCAACAUCCCGGAAUGCCUCUCGCCGCUGGCUAAGUCGUAUAUCCACCCCCAUGCUCCGAACCGCCAGCCCGUGGCCGCUCGGGCGGAAUUGUUCAUCCAGGGCAAAGAAGUGGUCAACUGCUACGAGGAGGAGAACAGUCCGUUCGAACAGCGGAGGAAGUUUCAAGAACAGCAACACUAUGCGCAUCAGUCGAGUCCGUCAAAUGACGGAAGUCCGAUCCAAAGCCAGACCGUCGACGAAGAAGCCAUGAAAGUCGAUGAAGAUUUUCUGGAGGCUUUGGAAUGGGGUCUCCCACCCACAGGCGGUUGGGGCUGUGGGAUUGAUCGGCUUGUCAUGCUGUUCACCGGCAAGGAGAGGAUAGGCGAUGUCUUGACGUUUGGCAAUCUACGUGCUGUCACUAGAGGGGCGGAAAAGAGGCAUUCUGGUUCGUGA